AUGGGGACCUGGAUUUUGUUUGCCUGCCUCUUGGGAGCAGCCUUUGCCAUGCCUCUACCACCUCAUCCUGGGCACCCUGGUUAUAUCAACUUCAGCUAUGAGAAGUCACAUUCUCAGGCUAUCAAUAUUGACAGGACUGCAUUAGUGCUUACCCCCUUGAAGUGGUACCAGAGCAUGAUAAGGCAGCCGUAUCCUUCCUAUGGUUACGAACCCAUGGGUGGAUGGCUGCACCACCAAAUCAUCCCCGUGCUGUCUCAACAGCAUCCCCCGAGUCACACCACCCUUCAGCCUCAUCACCACAUCCCAGUGGGGCCAGCUCAGCAGCCCGUGGUCCCCCAGCAACCACUGAUGCCAGUUCCUGGCCACCACUCCAUGACUCCAAACCAACACCACCAGCCUAACCUCCCACCAACUGCCCAGCAGCCCUUCCAGCAGCCCUUCCAGCCCCAACCCGUUCAGCCACCGCACCACCAGCCCCUCCAGCCCCUGCAGCCCCUGCAGCCCCUCCAGCCCCUCCAGCCCCAGUCCACUCUGCACCCCAUGCAGCCCCUGCCCCCACAGCAAGCUCUGCCUCCAAUGUUCCCCAUGCAGCCCCUGUCCCCCCUUAUUCCUGAUCUGCCUCUGGAAGCUUGGCCAGCAACAGACAAGACCAAGCGGGAAGAAGUGGUGAGUAUACCAUGA
Molecule: messenger RNA, 681 nt
Organism: Chinchilla lanigera (long-tailed chinchilla)
Lineage: Eukaryota; Metazoa; Chordata; Mammalia; Rodentia; Chinchillidae
Gene: Amelx
Product: amelogenin, X-linked
Exons: 5
Coding region: 1-681 (226 amino acids)
Biological process (GO): multicellular organism development
Source: RefSeq, a predicted model, not a curated record